GCCAUAGUGACACGCACAGUAGAAAUACCGAGAAAGCAGAGACCGACUCGAUCGCUCUCUCCGUCACGCACGGAAGCGCUCCCGUCCUGCGCCUGUUGGCUGCUGUUCGAAGGAACGCCCGUUCGCACGUGAAGUCCCCCCCUCAGCUGAUGUUCAUGUCGAUGUGAGGAGCCGUUGGAUAAAAUAAUUCACGUACCACACAGAGGGGGUGAAAUCAAGGCCUCAACAGUGAUCACUGGAUUACAUGGUCCAGAAAUAAAUGAAUCACAGCCAUGAAGAAACUAUGAAGAAAAUCAGCAUGGUGAACCUUGAUAAACUUUUAGAUAACUUCUCAGAGAUAGAAAAGAACAUAUCAGAAAUUAGUGAAACAAAUAAACUACUGGUUCUUCAGCUGGAAAAAUGUAACAGGUUGUUAACUUUAAGCCAGUCAAAGGAGGAAUCAGUAAAAGAAGAAUGUACUACUCUACAGAAUGUGAUAAAGGGUCUAACACAAACCAUUGAAAACCAGUGUAAUGUGAAAGAUGAAAAUGAUAGACUGAAGGGUACCAUUCACAUCUUGGAAGAGAAAUUAAAGGCUUGUGAACUGGAAUAUAAAGAUCAGAUUGAGAAACUUACGAUAGAAAUUAAAAACAAAGAGGAAGACCACAAAUUAGAAAUAACACAGUUGAAUUGCGAUAUAAGAAAAAAAUUUGAAGUAAAAGAAGUGGAGUAUAGAGAACAGAGAGAGAAAAAAGAACUGAAAAUAUUAGAGUUAACUAGACAGCUGAAAAUUCAAAAUGAAGAGAAGCAGAAUGAAAUAAUUAAACUGCAGGUAGAGUUCAAUGCUAAAUUAGCAAGAAUUCAAAAUAAAGCAACAAAAUCAUAUUCGGAUGCUUCUGUCUUGCCACAAAGUAUCUAUCAAAGGAAGCUCCAGCAUCUCCAGGAGGAGAAAAACAAGGAAAUUGAAAUUCUCCAAAACACCAUAAGAGACUUAGAGCAACGUCUUAAUAAAGGCCAGAACCUGCACUUCAAACGGAGGCGAUUUUGA
Molecule: messenger RNA, 1027 nt
Organism: Harpia harpyja (harpy eagle)
Lineage: Eukaryota; Metazoa; Chordata; Aves; Accipitriformes; Accipitridae
Gene: CCDC152
Product: coiled-coil domain containing 152
Exons: 9
Coding region: 260-1027 (255 amino acids)
Source: RefSeq, a predicted model, not a curated record